CGAAGGUGAAAGAAAACGAAACUAUGCUUGACUGUGUUUACUGAGCUCGACGCCAUUACAGACGGGAACUUUUCCUCUGGAAAACACAUAUUUGAAGGAAUUUCAGUGGACAGGUGAAGAAACUAUAAGUUGGUGAGUCCUGUUACUGAAAAGCUUUAAGCAGAAAUGGCUGAAGAAAUCUCUCACGUUAAAAGUUACCUGAGCUGCUAUGUUUGUUCAGAGACGUUCAGGGAUCCUGUCACUCUGAGUUGUUUGCAUAACUUUUGUUCGAGCUGUCUGCGACAGAUCUGGGACCAAAUUGGAAACAAAAACUGUCCCAUUUGUAAAAGAAGAUCAUCAAAGGAUUCCCCUCCAUUGAAUCUAUCACUAAAGGAAUUUGCUGACUCUUUUGUUGAAAGACUCAAAUGUGGAUCGUCUGACGCAGAAGGGGGGGAACAGCAAACACCCGUGCUUUGUAGAGAACAUGGAGAAGAGCCUAAACUGUUCUGCAGAGACGAACAGAGAGCUGUGUGUCCUGGAUGUGACGUUUCUCUGCACCAGAACCACAAAGUGGUUCCUGUAGAAGAAGCAGUCAGUGAGCUGAAGGAGCAGCUGAAAUCUGACUUAAAGUCUCUGCAGGACAAGAGGGACAAAUACAAACAAGUGGAGGAAAUAUAUAAAGAUGUGGUUCAACACUCCAAGAAGCAGCUGUCGUCCACAGAGAAGCAGAUCAGAGCAGAGUUCAACAAACUCCAGCAGUUCCUGAAAGAGGAAGAGGAGUCCAGACUGGCAGCUCUGAGGGAGGAAGAGGAGCAGAAGGGGAGGAGAAUCAGCAGGGAGAGGAAGAGGAUCCAGGAGCAGAUCUCCUCUCUGUCAGACAGCAUCUCUGCUGUUGAAGAAGACCUGCAGAAAGACAACAUGAUGUUCCUCAGCAGGUAUAAACCCACUCAGGACAGAGCCAGAGACCAGUGCUCAGUGUCAGAUCCACAGCUGCUCUCAGGAGCUCUGAUAGAUGAGGCCAAACACCUGGGCAACCUGGCCUUCAGAGUCUGGGAGAAGAUGAGGGACAAGGUCCACUUCAGUCCUGUUAUUCUGGACCCAAACACUGCAGACCCCCGUCUCCAUCUGUCUGCUGAUCUGACCAGUUUGAGUUAUGGAGCUACAAAGCAGCAGCUUCCUGAUAAUCCAGAGAGAAACGUCAACUACGUCUGCGCUUUUGGUUCUGAGAGUUUCACCUCAGGGAAACACAGCUGGGAGGUGGAGGUGGGAGAUCAUCCCUCCUGGCUGCUGGGUUUGGUUAAAGACUCAGUUGAGAGGAAGGACGAGAGAUAUCCUUCACCAAGUAAUGGGAUCUGGUGUUUAUGGCUUCACGAUGGAAAAUACACGAACGGUGAGGAUGAGACCCGCAAGGUGAAGACGAGUCUCCAGAGGAUCAGAGUCCAGCUGGACUAUGAUGGGGGGGAGGUUUCCUUCUACAACCCUGAAGACAUGACACACAUCUACACUUACAGAGACACUUUCACUGAGAAACUCUUCCCUUAUUUUGGUCUCGGGAGGGCUAGAGGCGCAAAAACGUCUGAAAUCAAAGUCUCAACCUGCGUUUAGAAACUCAUUGAUGGAUUUUUUUCACUUGAAUGGGUUAUUCUUUUGUUCACGUAUGCUAGUUGUGUGUUUAAUAUAUACGUAGGAGAUAAAAUGUUUUGUUUUUUUUUCCUUUAAGAGAAACAGAUUUGUUCACGUAAAAAAAAAAGGUGGAGAUAAAGACGUGAUGAUUUAAGUUUUACCCAUUAAGAUAAAUUAAGCAACGGAUGAAAAAUGGCCUUUUGGUUAAUUCUGGCGCAUUUACAGAAAUGUUAAUUAAUGCGCAUUGUUGCUACCAAAUAGAUUAAAAAGAUAAAAAAUGAAUUAUUGGUUUUGUAGAAAUCAUUGAUUCUGUCUCUAAGAAACAGUCAAAUGUUAAAAAUGCAAUCUGGGGAUCAACUUUAUUUUCUGGAAUUAAUAUCUUCUUAUUUAAAGACAAUAGAUCACAAUAUGUAAAGAUGUAUGCUAACACUUCGGUGCACCAGUUCAGCCCCAUGGCUACACGUGCUGGUAAUUAAGUUUAUAUUUUAAUGUUUUCCCAACACGGAUGUUUAAAUUUUUAUGCAUUUGACAAAAAAUGAAAAUGAAGUGUCAACUUGUCUAAACUGCAUAUUUCAGGCCUCACAGACAUUUGGAUCAGGGCUCAGAAGAAUAUUUCAGAGUAGUCCAGUGUUUUUUUCUUAGCCACUAGGGUCACAUUAUUUGUUUUAUCCUAUAAAUAGGAAAUUUAGAUUAUAUUAUUUUUCUCUUGUGUACAAAUUUAUAUAUGAAUAUAUAUUACGACGGUGAGCUGAUACUGGUGAAUAUGUAUAUGUUGUUUGGGAUUGUUCUUUUGUAAAUACUGUUUACCGAUCACUUUUGUGGUAAUUGUCUGAAAUAAAUUCCAUUCAUUCAUUCAUUCAUUCAUUCAUUCAUUCAUUCAUUCAUUCAUUCAUUCAUUCAUUCAUUCAUUCAUUCAUUCAUUCAUUCAUUCAUUCAUCCUUACAAGGGGUACCAAUCGUCUAAACAAUUGUUUUAAUGAUUCUAUUGAGCCACAAUUCAAAAGUAAUGUCAAUUUGCACCCAAUUAUUAUUAUUACUUUUGUAAAGUUAUCAAUAGUGCUGAUCUCAUAAUAUGCAUACAUGCAACUGUCUCUAUAACUGUACAACUAAAUACGGAAGUAGAUAUAAUAAAAACAAUAAAAAACAAUGUCCCCCCCAGUAUUAAUGAAGUAUGUGUAUAUAUUAAAUCUAAAUCUAAAAUCUCUUUAUUUCCUAUUUUAUUUCAACAUGUAAAUGCUCCUGUAAAAAUUCAAAUUUAGUUUGUCAUUUUAAUUAUGGACUGUUUAAUCUAUUUUAUUACUUGUAUUUUGCACCGUGGGUCAGAGAGGACUGUAAUGUAAUUUGUGCAGUAUGUCUAUACAACAUAUCUGACAAUAAAACUUGAAACUUGAAUCAGAUCCACACUUUGCACUUACUGCACUUCUGUUUAGGUGAUAAUUACAUUUUCUUACAUUGUACCUGUUAUAUGUAUAAUGACAAUAAUGUUGAAUCUAAAUCUAAAUCUUAUUUUUCACAAUUGUAAUAGCCAUUAGUGUUAGGUUUGAAUGAAUUAUGUUUGGAUAUGUUUUGUUUUGGGUUAGCUUCCUACCACUUCGGGGAGUGGUGGCACUGAAGGUCAAAGGUUAUAUAAUUAAGUUGAUGAAUGAACUCAGGUGUUGCUGAGUAGGAAGCAAACAGUUUUUUGCCCAUGUGGUAUUGUUGUAAAUGAAAAGGAAAGAUUUGUAUGUUUUUUGGAGUAAAGAAU
Molecule: messenger RNA, 3345 nt
Organism: Cololabis saira (Pacific saury)
Lineage: Eukaryota; Metazoa; Chordata; Actinopteri; Beloniformes; Belonidae
Product: nuclear factor 7, ovary-like
Exons: 1
Coding region: 166-1584 (472 amino acids)
Molecular function (GO): protein binding; zinc ion binding
Source: RefSeq, a predicted model, not a curated record